Lipotes vexillifer (Yangtze River dolphin) is the source of this 2320-nucleotide messenger RNA. RefSeq names its product semaphorin 3E (gene SEMA3E). The record is from RefSeq and is a predicted model, not a curated record. Lineage: Eukaryota; Metazoa; Chordata; Mammalia; Artiodactyla; Lipotidae. Bases 63 to 2210 code for a protein of 715 amino acids. Gene Ontology annotation, molecular function: semaphorin receptor binding; chemorepellent activity. Gene Ontology annotation, cellular component: plasma membrane. The transcript has 16 exons. Gene Ontology annotation, biological process: positive regulation of cell migration; semaphorin-plexin signaling pathway; axon guidance.
UCUUGGAUCUAAACAGAACGUCAGUCUUCCAUAGCCCUUUUGGAUUUCUUGAUCUCCAGACAAUGCUGCUGGAUGAAUAUCAAGAGAGACUCUUCGUGGGAGGCAAGGAUCUUGUGUAUUCCCUCAGCUUAGAACACAUCGGCAGUGACUAUAGAGAGAUACACUGGCCAAGUACAGCAGUAAAAACAGAAGAAUGCAUAAUGAAAGGAAAAGAUGCCAGUGAGUGUGCAAAUUAUGUUCGGGUUUUGCAUCACUAUAAUAGGACGCACCUUCUGACCUGCGGUACUGGAGCUUUUGACCCCCUUUGUGCCUUCAUCAGAGUUGGAUACCAUUUAGAGGAUCCCCUUUUUCACCUGGAAUCACACAGAUCUGAGAGAGGAAGGGGCAGAUGUCCUUUUGAUGCCAGCUCCUCAUUCAUCUCCACUUUAAUUGGUAGUGAAUUGUUUGCUGGACUCUACAGUGACUACUGGGGCAGAGACGCUGCCAUUUUCAGGAGCCUGGGGCGACUGGCUUAUAUCCGCACUGAGCACGAUGACGAGCGCCUGUUGAAAGAACCAAAAUUUGUAGGUUCGUACAUGAUCCCUGACAAUGAAGACCGAGAUGACAACAAAGUGUAUUUCUUUUUUACGGAGAAGGCCCUGGAGGCAGAAAACAAUGCCCAGGCAAUUUACACCAGAGUGGGGCGACUCUGCGUGAACGAUGUAGGAGGACAGAGAAUCCUAGUGAACAAGUGGAGUACUUUCCUGAAAGCUAGACUGGUUUGCUCAGUACCAGGAAUGAAUGGAAUUGAUACAUAUUUUGAUGAAUUAGAGGAUGUUUUUUUGCUGCAUACCAGAGAUCAUAAGAACCCAGUGAUAUUUGGACUCUUCAACACUACCAGUAAUAUAUUUAGAGGGCAUGCUAUAUGUGUCUAUCACAUGUCCAGUAUCCGGGCAGCCUUUAAUGGGCCAUAUGCACAUAAGGAAGGACCUGAAUACCACUGGUCACUCUAUGAAGGAAAAGUCCCUUAUCCAAGACCUGGUUCUUGUGCCAGCAAAGUGAAUGGAGGGAGGUACGGAACCACCAAAGACUACCCUGAUGAUGCCAUCAGAUUUGCAAGAAGCCAUCCACUUAUGUACCAGCCCAUAAAACCUGCCCAUAAAAAACCAAUACUGGUGAAAACAGAUGGAAAGUAUAACCUGAAACAAAUAGCAGUGGAUCGAGUGGAAGCCGAGGAUGGCCAAUAUGAUGUCUUGUUCAUUGGGACAGAUAAUGGAAUUGUGCUGAAAGUAAUCACGAUUUAUAACCAAGAAACAGAAUCAAUGGAAGAAGUAAUUCUAGAAGAACUUCAGAUAUUCAAGGAUCCAGUUCCUAUUAUUUCUAUGGAGAUUUCAUCAAAGAGACAACAGCUGUAUAUUGGAUCUGCUUCUGCCGUGGCCCAAGUCAGAUUCCAUCAGUGUGACAUGUAUGGAAGUGCUUGUGCAGACUGCUGCCUGGCUCGAGACCCUUACUGCGCCUGGGAUGGCAUAUCCUGCUCCCGGUAUUACCCAACAGGCACACAUGCAAAACGGCGGUUCCGCAGACAAGAUGUUCGGCAUGGAAAUGCAGCUCAGCAGUGCUUUGGACAGCAGUUUGUCGGGGAUGUUUUGGAUAAGACUGAGGAGCGAUUGGCCUAUGGCAUAGAGAACAACAGUACUUUGCUGGAAUGUACCCCGCGAUCUUUACAAGCAAAAGUUAUCUGGUUUGUGCAGAAAGGACACGACACAAGAAAAGAGGAGGUGAAGACAGAUGACAGAAUGGUUAAGAUGGACCUCGGUUUACUCUUCCUGAGGGUACGCAAAGUGGAUGCUGGGACCUAUUUUUGCCAGACAGUUGAACAUAGUUUUGUCCAUACAAUCCGUAAAAUCACCCUGGAGGUUGUGGAAGAGGAGAGAGUGGAAGAAAUGUUUACCAAAGACUACGAAGAGGAUGGGCCUCACAAGACGCCUUGUCCUGUUCAGAGCAGCAUCCCACAUGGAACAAAACCCUGGUACAAGGAGUUCUUGCAGCUGAUUGGUUAUAGCAACUUCCAGAGAGUAGAAGAAUACUGUGAAAAGGUAUGGUGCACGGAUAAAAAGAGAAAAAAGCUUAAAAUGUCCCCUUCCAAGUGGAAGUAUGCCAACCCACAGGAAAAGAAGCUCCGUCCCAAAGCCGAGCACUAUCGCCUGCCUAGGCAUGUGCUGGACUCCUGAUGGGGCGAAACCAGCUACUGGCUUCUGACGAAUUUAUAUUUAGAAACUUUAAAAAAAAAAAAAAGAGAAAGAGAAACCAUCCACCUUCUUUGCAUUACUUAAAAGAGAUU